Molecule: messenger RNA, 1401 nt
Organism: Rhinolophus ferrumequinum (greater horseshoe bat)
Lineage: Eukaryota; Metazoa; Chordata; Mammalia; Chiroptera; Rhinolophidae
Gene: DEGS2
Product: delta 4-desaturase, sphingolipid 2
Exons: 3
Coding region: 52-1023 (323 amino acids)
Biological process (GO): ceramide biosynthetic process; sphinganine metabolic process
Cellular component (GO): membrane
Molecular function (GO): sphingolipid delta-4 desaturase activity
Source: RefSeq, a predicted model, not a curated record
AGCGGAGCCGAGCCCAGCCCCGCACUGCGUGCCGCGCUCCCCGGCCUCACCAUGGGCAACAGCGCAGGCCGCAGCGACUUUGAGUGGGUCUACACGGACCAGCCGCACACGCAGCGCCGCAAGGAGAUGCUCGCCAAGUACCCGGCCAUCAAGGCCCUGAUGCGGCCGGACCCUCAUCUCAAGUGGACGGUGCUGGGGCUGGUGCUGGCACAGCUGCUGGCCUGCUGGCUGGUGCGGGGGCUGGCGUGGCGCUGGCUGCUCUUCUGGGCCUACGCCUUCGGCGGCUGCGUCAACCACUCGCUGACGCUGGCCAUCCACGACAUCUCUCACAACGCCGCCUUCGGCACGGGCCGCGCCGCCUACAACCGCUGGUUCGCCAUCUUCGCCAACCUGCCGGUGGGCGUGCCCUACGCCGCCUCCUUCAAGAAGUACCACGUGGACCACCACCGCUACCUGGGCGGCGACGGGCUGGACGUGGACGUGCCCACGCGCCUCGAGGGCUGGCUUUUCUGCACGCCGGCCCGCAAGCUGCUCUGGCUGGUGCUGCAGCCCCUCUUCUACUCGCUGCGGCCACUGUGCGUGAACCCCAAGGCCCUGACCCGCAUGGAAGUGUUCAACGCCCUGGUGCAGCUGGGGGCCGACGCGGCCAUCUUCGCCCUCUGGGGGCUCAAGCCCGUGAUCUAUCUGCUGGCCAGCUCCCUGCUGGGCCUGGGCCUUCACCCCAUCUCCGGCCACUUCGUGGCUGAGCACUAUAUGUUCCUCAAGGGCCACGAGACCUACUCCUACUAUGGGCCCCUCAACUGGAUCACCUUCAACGUGGGCUACCACAUGGAGCACCACGACUUCCCCAGCAUCCCGGGCUGCAACUUGCCCCUGGUGCGGAAGAUCGCGCCCGAAUACUACGACCACCUGCCACAGCACCACUCGUGGGUCAAGGUGCUCUGGGAUUUUGUGUUCGAGGACUCCUUGGGGCCCUAUGCCAGGGUGAAGCGGGUGUGCAAGCUGGCAGAGGACCGCCUGUGAGCCUGACCCGCUGGCGCCCGAGUGGAUGGGCCCUGCUGUGCUUUUGCGGGCUGGCUGCCAGGCCUCACCCUGCCCCACCCACCUGCUGCAGCGCUGCUUGUCACUGUCCCCCAUCGGCCCAGUGCCCAGAACUGGUUUGGCUGCAUUUGGUCCCGCAACCUGGGCUGUCCCCCAGACUUCCCAGGACCACACCUGGGGUUGCGGGGCACAGGCUGUGGCCUGGAGAAGCCAGGUCUGCAUGGGCACUUGCUACUGACUGCAGGCCACGGCCGCCCUCGGCCCUGCCCCUGCCCCGAACGCUCUGUGACCAGGCUCCACGGAGCGGAUUUCUCUGAUGUUCCCAUGCCUUAAAUUAAAGUAGUGUUGUUUUCACAUCCA